GUGUCUCUCGUACAAGUGGUCUGGUGCGCGUGCCCCCGUGGCGUCAGUUGGCCGCAGUUUGAACGUGAGGAGAUGCUGAGCGACAAACCACCGAUGACGACGCGACUCAGCUCAAUGUCGCCGGAGCUCGUCUGAGUGGAGUCAGCGGAACCUUGAGCGGACAGAGGAGCUGGCUAUUGUCCGUCAUUGGGAGUGUGUGAGCGGCUGCUGGAGGACUGACAGGCGGCGUAUUCUUCUCCUUCCUCCGCGUGUUUGUGUGUGUGUGUGGCAUGUGAUACAGAGACCGAGGCGUGUUUCACGGAUGUUACCGGGAGAAGGAAAAGAAGAAGAAAAAGAAGAGGAAGGCUCUCUCUUUUAUUGCAUGUGGUGUGUGUGAGCAGGAGCUGCUGCUGCUGCGGCGGCGUGUGUUUUAAUGGAGCUGCUGCUGCUGCUAGCUGUUGAAUGACGAACCUCCAGGGAAUAAGAUGAACAAUGAGUGUGGAGCUCAGCAGCGGAAGACUCGUCUUUGUUUUUAAAAAAAGCCCCACACAAGGCUUUUUAAUGUGACGGAAGAGAGGACUUCACACGUUGGAAAACGCUGGGAGGAUCAGUUCAGGCGCGGCCGGGCAACCCAACAAUGCGGAUUACCUCUUGACUUGUUUGCCUUUGUGUCUAUACAGCCUGUGUGUAUAAAGUGAAGAUAACAUUCACCAAUAGCCGUCUUCCUUUACCACUACCACCAUCUUAUUUUACUGUCCUGGGAGAGGAGACAGCCCGUUGACCUGAAGGACGAACCCCACAUGUGCACAGGUUGUCUGUGAACAGAGCAGCACAGACAACGAUGGCGAACGACUCCAUCAUACAAAGUGACCCAGGUGGGCUGUCGGUUCUGGAGCAGCUCGGUCUGGACCAGAACUCGGAUUUCUCAGACUCCAGUGUGCAGCAACUACUGGACGAGCAGCGCGAAAGGAUCCGCAGGGAGAUCCGCAAGGAACUGAAGAUCAAGGAAGGAGCUGAGAACCUGCGCAGGGCGACAACUGACAAGAGGAACGUUCAGCAGGUGGACAGUCAGCUACGGUCUUCAAACCGCAGGCUGGAAGAUCUGCAUGCUCAGCUGCAGGAACUGGAUGCCCAUAUUGUGGUGAAGGGAGGAGAGGAGAAUAAAGAUGAGUGCCCUCAGUCUCCCGGGGCAGAGAGCCGAACGUCAGCCCACAAGGUACGCAUCGCUGCCCUGGAGAGACAGCUCAACAUUGAGCUCAAAGUCAAACAGGGAGUCGAGAACAUGAUCCCCAUCUACGCCAAUGGAAGCACCAAGGAUAAGAAGAUGUUGCAGACGGCCCAGCAGAUGCUACAGGACAGUAAGACCAAAAUCGACAUCAUCCGCAUGCAAGUCCGCAAGGCUGUGCAGGCCACCGAGCACAAUGACGACACACAGAUUGCAGGUAACCAGGACGGGGUGGAGCUACGAAUUGAAGAGCUGAGGCAUCACUACAGGGUAGAACAUGCUGUUGCUGAGGGGGCCAAAAAUGUGCUCAGACUAUUGGGGGCCAGCAAGGUUCAGGACAAGAAAGCCCUGUCUGAGGCGCAGUCUCGCCUGAGUGAGGCGUCUCAGCGGUUGGACCUGCUGAGAGACUCUCUGGACCAGCGUCUGACGGAGCUGCCAGAGGACCACCCCAAGGCCAACAUCAUCAAAGAGGAGCUGGUCCUGGCCUCCUCCCCCGCCUUCAGCACCCGCCACGGGGCCCCCUACCUCCACAACCAGUACAGCACCCUCAACAAACCCUCACCCCUCACCGGUACCCUGCAGGUGCAGCUGCUGGGCUGUGUGGGGUUGCUGGAGGUGGUCCCAGGUCGCAAUAAAGGGACGGCCGUCAUGCUGCCCUGUCACAGCCCUGGAGACACAAGGUCUUUCAUGAGGGGUAGCAAGGGACUCUACGGACGGAGCGGCUCAGUCAGUGGGAAGACACCCAGCAAAACAGAUGAGCUCUCAUCUGAGGUGAGUGCUGUGCUGAAGCUGGAUAACACAGUGGUUGGCCAGACAGCCUGGAAGACUGUGGGAGAACAGUCCUGGGACCAGACCUUUACCGUCGAGUUGGAAAGGACGCGAGAGAUGGAGAUCGCAGUUUACUGGAAGGAUUACCGCUCGCUGUGCGCUCUGAAGUACCUGAAGCUGGAGGAGUUCCUGGACAACCAGAAACACAGAGUUCAGCUCGAGCUGGAGCCUCACGGCCUGCUGCUGGCUGAGGUGACCUUCUUCAACCCAGUAAUUGACAGAGUUCCUCGUCUCCAGAGGCAGAAGAAAGUCUUUUCUAAACAGCAAGGCAAGGCAUUCCUUCGGGCUCGUCAAAUGAAUGUUGAUAUCGGGACAUGGGUGAGGCUGCUUCGAAACGCCAUUCCUACAGUCAACAACUCAGGAACCUACAGUCCCAACGCUCACAGUCUUAACUCUGGGGAGAUCUCUAUGGAGAAGUUGAGUCUGGACAACGACUCUCCAGUAAGAGGCGAUUACAAGAGCGACACGGACACACAGACACCGGUGAGACAGACAGAGACAGAGGACGCCCAGGAAAUGGGGGAGGAUCAGCUUCCAGUCAUUGAGCCCUUCUCCCCCCCAGACCUCACCCCCGACUGCCCUGUCCGAACGCCAACCGUUAGCAGUAAGCACAGAAAAGGUCCUCUGUCCCUGCAGGACUUCAGGCUGAUCGCUGUGUUGGGCAGGGGACACUUUGGGAAGGUUUUGUUGUCAGAGUACAAGAAAACCGGCAAAAUGUUUGCCAUCAAAGCCCUGAAGAAGGGAGAUAUCGUAUCCCGGGAUGAGGUGGAGAGCCUGAUGUGCGAGAAGCGCAUUUUUGAGACCGUGAACAUGUCGCACCAUCCCUUCCUGGUCAACCUGUUUGCGUGCUUCCAGACAUCAGAACACGUGUGUUUUGUCAUGGAGUACACAGCAGGAGGCGACCUGAUGAUGCACAUCCACACAGACGUCUUCACAGAGCCAAGAGCUGUGUUUUAUGCUGCCUGCGUGGUUCUUGGACUGCAGUUCCUUCAUGACCAUAAGAUUGUGUACAGAGACCUCAAGCUCGACAACCUGCUGCUCGACACAGAUGGUUAUGUGAAGAUCGCUGACUUUGGACUGUGUAAAGAAGGAAUGGGUUACGGUGACCGUACCAGCACCUUCUGUGGGACCCCUGAGUUUUUGGCCCCUGAGGUCCUGACGGAUACAUCCUACACCCGAGCAGUGGACUGGUGGGGACUGGGGGUCCUCAUCUAUGAGAUGUUGGUGGGAGAGUCUCCGUUCCCAGGAGACGAUGAGGAGGAGGUGUUUGACAGCAUUGUGAAUGAUGAAGUACGCUACCCACGCUUCCUCUCCACUGAGGCCAUCGGCAUCAUGAGAAGGCUAUUAAGGAGGAACCCAGAGAGAAGACUGGGCUCUGGUGAGAAGGAUGCAGAGGAGGUGAAGAAGCAGCCAUUUUUCAGAAAUGUGGACUGGGAGGCAUUGCUUCAAAGGAAGGUGCCCCCUCCCUUCAUGCCCUCCAUCCGCAGCAAAGAAGACGUCAGUAACUUCGAUGAGGAGUUCACCACCGAACUUCCCACCCUCACGCCCCCCCGGGAGCCCCGCGUGCUCUCCCGCAAAGACCAGGAAAGCUUCCGGGACUUUGACUACGUCUCAGACCUCUGCUAGAGGACCUGUCGCCUCGCACACCUUGAGGAAUGUUCGGGCUUCAUGACGGCUUCCGUCAGAGCGGGCCGACAGUCCAGUCUGACUGUCCACUGACUGUUUGUCUGCCAUUAAUUACACUGUGAAUGAAUGUGGAGAGACAGAAAGAAGUCAGUCUGUUUUUUUUGUGAAGGUUUUAAAGAUUGAGAGCGGAGGAAGUAAAGGUUGGGACAGAUAGCUGAUGGGGUUAAAUGUUCUCUCAUGAACGAAGGAUGAACAAAGAGCCCCUCUACAAUCAUUGUACAACACACCAGUGAAUUGUGUAUCUUACAAACAUUAUUGUUGAAACAUGCCUCCUCCCAUCCUCUUACGUGUCAGUGUCGUCACCUGUGCAGCUGUGAGGGGACGAGCUCUUUUUACUGUUGACUGUUUGGAGGUUACUCAGUGGCCUCUUAUACCGAUGCCUUACAUUUGUACCUGUGUUUUAUCCACGGAAAAGCAUUUUGUUUUAAUUUUGUGGAGGGGCGACAUGCUGCAGAAAUACUCUGAUCCUUUUAUUAUAAAAGAAGAUUUGCUCGCUAGAGUGGAAUCCGAGAUGUUCAGAGUAAAUACAUGCUCGGAGCUUUUCCAGCAGCCGUAUCCUGACGACCUUCAUCCCUGCAGACUUGUGCUCUGCGUAUUAUGAGUUAACUAUAGGGUAAAAAAACCACUGUCUGAUGGUGGACUUUUAAAGUGUCAUAUUUGAUGACUGUCAAUGCGUUGUUCAAUACCCUGCAUUUACUGAAUAUGUGCUAUUUUUGGGGGAUGUUUGGGUAUUACACACAUUUGAUAUAAACGUGUAGCAAACACACACACACACACAACCAUUGGCGCUGGAGCUAUGUUGCAAACGUUAUUACAUUUUUUUUUUUAUUGAAAAGAAAUAACUGAACACUAAGACUUGAAAAAGAAGAGCUUGUCCUUCAUGGGUUUGAGACACAUUCAUCCUGUUUUCUAGAUGUUACCGACUUUUGUUAACAUGAAGGAGGUGAUUACAUCAGAGUUAAAACUCAUCAAUCACUGGCUGUAGCAUUGUUUUAAUGACUGUUUUUAAGAAAUCUAGCCAACCACAGGUUAAAAUCUGCCUGCUGCAGGGUUUGAUUUUCAUCAGAGCGAUACAAUUAUCUUUCUUCUAACUGAAACUUACUUAUAUCUUAGUACUGUUUUUGAAAAAUCUUGGUGGCACCACAAUCCAAGCAAACCUCACCAGCCACUUUUCCACAGUAGAAUGAGUUGGAGAGUUUGCUGCAGUGCACUCAGCCUUAGAUCCAAGCAAACAGGUUCUCUUAGCAAUACAUUUCUACAAGACAACUAUCAUCUGAGGGAAGUGUUGGAAACAUAUGAGCCAGUGGUAUAAAUGUCUCACACUUAAAUAUUCCUGAGUACACGAGACGUUUGAUGUGAAGCUGGUAUGAUGGUGUCGAUUUAACCUUCUCUUGUGUUAGACAAUACAAAACCAUUUGAGAGCAUGAGAUGACUCAUUUUAUAAAGAAAGUCUGGAUAGAAGCUGUUUGAUGUUCAUGGGAGAUUUUCAUUCACGUACAGAUACGGGAGAGUGAAGACGAGAAUCCUGCAAUAACACGUCGGAUACAUUUCAGUAAAACAAAAACACUACUCAAUGUC
Molecule: messenger RNA, 5296 nt
Organism: Pleuronectes platessa (European plaice)
Lineage: Eukaryota; Metazoa; Chordata; Actinopteri; Pleuronectiformes; Pleuronectidae
Gene: pkn1a
Product: protein kinase N1a
Exons: 23
Coding region: 821-3658 (945 amino acids)
Biological process (GO): signal transduction; protein phosphorylation
Molecular function (GO): protein serine/threonine kinase activity; ATP binding; small GTPase binding
Source: RefSeq, a predicted model, not a curated record